Racocetra fulgida is the source of this 184-nucleotide messenger RNA. The record is from the annotation of a GenBank genome assembly. Lineage: Eukaryota; Fungi; Glomeromycota; Glomeromycetes; Diversisporales; Gigasporaceae.
AUGAAAUUCGAGGAAUUGAGGCUGAUGAAAGGAAAUUAGUCAAAAAACCAUAUAUUUCACCAAUUCUUUUAAAUGCAAUUCAAGGAGAAACCGAAGAAAAACUUGAUGAUAAAGUAAAUAAUCUACAACAACAAAUGAAAGAAAUGAGGGAGAUGCUUAAUGCAAUAAAGAAUAAAAUUGAGCA